Molecule: messenger RNA, 1041 nt
Organism: Rubroshorea leprosula
Lineage: Eukaryota; Viridiplantae; Streptophyta; Magnoliopsida; Malvales; Dipterocarpaceae
Source: the annotation of a GenBank genome assembly
CUGCAGAUGUCUCCAACUCUUUUUCUCUCCUAUGCUGCACUAUCCUCAUCCAUCUCUAUGCAUGUUCGCUGAGCCCACCUCCUUCUCCUGCAUGCUAGACAACCCUUAACCAUCUCCAUGUGUUAUGCAAUUCUCUCCACUUCCUUUUGUUGCGUGCUGCACCAUCCUAGCUCAACUAUCUCCAUGUAGUAGUGCGGUAUUAAUUUUGGAAUAUUUUGGCUAGGUUCCUGAUCGUUUUGUCAGUUUAGCACUGAGAUCGAGUCUUCGAUUUUAUGCGAGUGAGGUAAGUAAAUUUAUGGUAAUGCCUGUACAGUUUUUAAAAGCAUGUUUUGACUUGUUUUUGAAGUGGUAGCGGGACUAAACCCGUUUUAUACAAAAGUAAGUAUGAUUGAUUUGAAGUGAAAUUUUUAUGCUUUUCAUUAAAUUGAGCAUGCUUACUUGAAAUUUAAUUGAUUGUCCUGAUGAUCUAAAAGUGAUUGGUGAAUUAUGGUUUUUCUGUUAACUUCUGCUUGGUUUGUCUCCGAUGUGGUCAUGUUAUUAGUGUGCCCACCAGUGGGAGGUUUAUAAAUGCUAGCACAUGUCGACAUGUUAUUGAUAGAACCGGUUCAUUCGAGUGACCCUGCUAGUGGGGGUUAUACACCAGCAAAUAGUGUAGCCUGCCAGUGGGAGGUUUAUAACACUGGCCAUGACCUAUAGAGGAGACGUCUAUUUCAUUCCCGUACUGUUUCUGUUUUUCAUGAUUACACUUGUUGGCAUGCUAUAAGUUUAAUUAAGGGCACUCCAUAUUUUACUUACUGAGUUUAUCUCAUAGUUUUUCCUUGUCCAGCAUUUCAGGAAGCGAAACCGAGGAUGGGGAAACCAUGAGAAGUGACGAGUUAGAAGGCUAGCCAUUUCAAGAUUGAUAUAGAUUUUAGAAAUAAAUCAUGCUUUUGAAAGAUAGAUUUUACCUUGAAUUUAUGAGAUCAAAACAGAUUUCGGUCAUUAGAUCAAUUACUUGGAUUUAAGUCAUUUUGGAUAUAGAAAUAAAUUGAGAUGUUUGAU